Lontra canadensis (Northern American river otter) is the source of this 433-nucleotide messenger RNA. RefSeq names its product liver enriched antimicrobial peptide 2 (gene LEAP2). The transcript has 3 exons. The record is from RefSeq and is a predicted model, not a curated record. Gene Ontology annotation, biological process: antimicrobial humoral immune response mediated by antimicrobial peptide; defense response to bacterium. The coding region runs from base 196 to 429 and encodes 77 amino acids. Lineage: Eukaryota; Metazoa; Chordata; Mammalia; Carnivora; Mustelidae.
AAAUACAACGUGCCUGAAAGGCAGGCCCUGAGCACAUUCCUCUGGUAGACAUUAACUUAUUAAAUCGACCCUGACUGCAAAUAUAAACUUUGCCCCCAUCUCACCUGGCAACCAUAAAAGAGAUGAAUUUCAGUCUAUAAAAGCAAGUAGGAACUGUUGCUGGAUUCCGGGCUCCAACAACCUCCCUCCGGCAAGAUGCGGCACCUCAAGCUCUUUGCAGUGCUCAUGAUCUGCUUGCUGCUGUUGAACCAGGCAGAUGGCUCCCCGGUACUGGAACUGAGUUCAACAAAGAGAAGGUCACGGAGAAUGACCCCGUUUUGGAGAGGGGUCUCCCUCAGGCCCAUUGGAUCCUCUUGCCGGGACGAUUCCGAGUGUAUCACAAGGCUAUGCAGAAAAAGACGCUGUUCCCUAAAUGUGGUCCAGGAAUGAUGUA